AUGCUGCUGUUGCUCUGGCUCUGGCUCUGGUCUUUCACCCGGCUCUUCCCAAACAGCUUCAGCACAGCUUUCAGCAUCCUGUUCUUGCUGCUACUCUUCUCACCGCCACCACUGUCAACACCUCCCACUGUCAACACCUCCCACUGUCAACACCUCCCACUGUCAACACCUCCCACUGUCAACACCUCCCACUGUCAACACCUCCCACUGUCAACACCUCCCACUGUCAACACCUCCCACUGUCAACACCUCCCACUGUCAACACCUCCCACUGUCAACACCUCCCACUGUCAACACCUCCCACUGUCAACACCUCCCACUGUCAACACCUCCCACUGUCAACACCUCCCACUGUCAACACCUCCCACUGUCAACACCUCCCACUGUCAACACCUCCCACUGUCAACACCUCCCACUGUCAACACCUCCCACUGUCAACACCUCCCACUGUCAACACCUCCCACUGUCAACACCUCCCACUGUCAACACCUCCCACUGUCAACACCUCCCACUGUCAACACCUCCCACUGUCAACACCUCCCACUGUCAACACCUCCCACUGUCAACACCUCCCACUGUCAACACCUCCCACUGUCAACACCUCCCACUGUCAACACCUCCCACUGUCAACACCUCCCACUGUCAACACCUCCCACUGUCAACACCUCCCACUGUCAACACCUCCCACUGUCAACACCUCCCACUGUCAACACCUCCCACUGUCAACACCUCCCACUGUCAACACCUCCCACUGUCAACACCUCCCACUGUCAACACCUCCCACUGUCAACACCUCCCACUGUCAACACCUCCCACUGUCAACACCUCCCACUGUCAACACCUCCCACUGUCAACACCUCCCACUGUCAACACCUCCCACUGUCAACACCUCCCACUGUCAACACCUCCCACUGUCAACACCUCCCACUGUCAACACCUCCCACUGUCAACACCUCCCACUGUCAACACCUCCCACUGUCAACACCUCCCACUGUCAACACCUCCCACUGUCAACACCUCCCACUGUCAACACCUCCCACUGUCAACACCUCCCACUGUCAACACCUCCCACUGUCAACACCUCCCACUGUCAACACCUCCCACUGUCAACACCUCCCACUGUCAACACCUCCCACUGUCAACACCUCCCACUGUCAACACCUCCCACUGUCAACACCUCCCACUGUCAACACCUCCCACUGUCAACACCUCCCACUGUCAACACCUCCCACUGUCAACACCUCCCACUGUCAACACCUCCCACUGUCAACACCUCCCACUGUCAACACCUCCCACUGUCAACACCUCCCACUGUCAACACCUCCCACUGUCAACACCUCCCACUGUCAACACCUCCCACUGUCAACACCUCCCACUGUCAACACCUCCCACUGUCAACACCUCCCACUGUCAACACCUCCCACUGUCAACACCUCCCACUGUCAACACCUCCCACUGUCAACACCUCCCACUGUCAACACCUCCCACUGUCAACACCUCCCACUGUCAACACCUCCCACUGUCUGCAUUGGUGACCCGCAGCUGCAGCGUGUUGGCCGUUCUGGGCAUGUUGGGCGGGUUGGGUGUUUUAAGCGGGCUGGGUGUUUUGGGCGCGUUGGGUGUUUUGGGCUGCCCGAUGCGUCCCUUUGA
Messenger RNA from Closterium sp. Yama58-4, 1650 nucleotides. NCBI's taxonomy places the organism in Eukaryota, Viridiplantae, Streptophyta, Zygnematophyceae, Desmidiales, Closteriaceae. The record is from the annotation of a GenBank genome assembly.